UAUGAAUACGCAGCUAGGGUUAGCAUUAGUAGGCUAUGCCGUGUUCAUCAAGCACAGUGCAGUGUAUUUCUCUCCACUAGCGAAGCGCAUGUGUCAACUGAUGAGAGGGACGUCUGUGACAUUACCACAACACUAGCCUAUUUGGAUGAUAUUGCCAUACUUGGGCCCAGGAACGUCUUGAUAAACGCGUAAACAACAUAACAAAAAGCUUUGGACGGACUUUGGUAGAACCUAAACAAACCAUACAUUUAUUAACAAUGAUUUCUGUUUAAUUUUUCAAUUCUAUAAUUGCACCUUGCUUAUAUCAGGACUCCGUUCAAAAAUAUUUUAUUUGAGUUACAAAAAUCAAUAAAAAUAAAACAAUUCUCGAAAAUAUAUAAUGCUAACACACGAAGUCAUAAUGGAAUUGUGAAGGAGUGAUAUACUCUAAUACUGGAAUGAUCGUGUAUGUAGCAGAUUUGGAUGAUCGUACCUGUAGACAUUUCUUUGAUUUUCAUUUUUAAUGAACACAUCGUAUCUUGCAUUGUUUAUCGGAUUUUUGCUUACACGUCAAUAAUUCCCAAUGAUGGUUCAACUGUGUGCAGGUUGUGAUCGACCGAUCCUAGACCGGUAUUUGCUAAAAGUUUUGGACAGACCCUGGCACGCACAGUGCGUGCAGUGCUGCGAAUGUCGAGGGAAACUUGCUGAUAAAUGUUUUUCUAGGGAAGGAAAACUGUUUUGUAAAAACGACUUCUUUCGGGUAUACGGUAAGAAGUGCGCUGGUUGUUCAGAGGGAAUCCUUCCAAGUGAUCUAGUCCGUCGCGCGAGAAACAAAGUAUUCCACUUAGAUUGCUUCACGUGCAUGGUGUGUCGGAAACAACUCUCAACAGGAGAAGAACUCUACGUUCUUGACGAAAACCAAUUCAUUUGUAAAGAGGAUUUCCUCAACAAGUCCCAUGUUCAAAAAGAAGAAAAAUGUGAUGAUUCACCGUCAAUAACAGCAAGUGAAUGCAAUGGGAUUGCCAGUCCGACCGCCGUCUUAAACAAUAACAACUGUUUACAGACGGAGGAUAUGUUAGAUCUUGAUAACGACAAUUAUAUUUCACCAUCUCCGUCCUCGCCCGCAGCAGACGAUACCGCAAAACAUUCCCCCGCCAACUCCAACUCAGAUACAGAAAGUAAAGCAGACGAUAAUGGCAACGGCAACUCGAAUUCAGUGGCCGGCGCUAAGCGGCGAGGACCACGGACUACAAUAAAAGCCAAGCAAUUAGAAACAUUAAAAGCUGCGUUUGCAGCUACUCCAAAACCUACCCGGCAUAUUCGUGAACAACUAGCUCAAGAAACUGGACUAAAUAUGAGGGUGAUUCAGGUAUGGUUCCAAAACCGUCGAUCGAAGGAACGACGAAUGAAACAAUUAAGUGCAUUAGGAGCCAGGCGUCACCCAUAUUUUCGUAAUCCACGACGUGGAAUCCGUGGGCUACGGCCGGGAAUAAACGGACCCUACGACAUAGAAAAUAACCCAGAAAUGAUGCAUAAUCAUUUUAAUUUUGCAGAUCCAGACUCCGGGAACCCUACAGACUACUACGGCGCUCAAGGUUACUACGACUUUUAUCCCGGGCAACAGCCGCCUGGUGGCGAGCCUCAGCAGGCUGAAAUGGCACCGUAUAUCCCACCUGUAUCGCAAAAUAAUCCUCUAACAAGUAUAGAACAACCCAUGCAUCAACAAGGUAAUAUGCACCAGGAUGUGCCAUAUAUGCAUCACCAUAGAGACCUUAGCCCUAGUCCAGAACCUGUACCGCUGCCUGGUACAGGGGACAUGUUCCGAUCUCCAGAUCGCUUCAGUCACGGACCGAGAGGGGGCGCUAUGCAUGGAAUACCGAAUGGUUUUCGAGGACUGCCACAUCAUCCUGAACACACGGAAGGGACAGUUUGGUGAUAAUUUAAAACUAGUGCCUUUGGGAAAUAAAUUUCUUUCUCAUUUGCAUUCAAGAAGAAUCUGAUCGACGAACUUAAAUGACGCAAUUUGAGUUUAUCUGGUGAUGCAAGUGGAUCGCUCAAACAAAUUUUGUUAAAGAUGGUUGAGUAAAAACGAGACGCUUGGAGGGCGGUGUGGCGCGGCAUAGGCCUAGACUUUCCAAUAUAAAUAUUCUAUAAUAUGACGAAUGUUUUAAAAUCAAUUCGUUCAUUUAUUGAAAUAAAAGACUUGAUUACUGAUCGAGAAGUUAAUAUGAGUUGGCCUGCAAGGCAUGAUGUCAUGGGUGAUAUUGCCUACACUCUACAGGGGUGGUGUUCAAUGAUCUGUGAGCCUAUUUAAUAGGGAGAAACUCCCUGAUAAAUACAACUAUAGAGUAUCGUUUUGUGCAUAAUAUCUUCAGUGUUAGUGUAGCAAAAAUUUAUGUCAACUGUUGAAGGUGAUGUUCUGUAAUUAUAAUGAUGAUAAUGUUGUAUUUUAUAAACUUGUUAUUAAGUGCAAUGGUGUAAUCUUCAUAGCUGCGAUGUGCUGGAUCUUAUUGUGUAGUUUAAUAUGGAAUGCUAAAAUGCCCUUUUUGGCGUUGCAUAGUUUUUAUGUU
Molecule: messenger RNA, 2549 nt
Organism: Anneissia japonica
Lineage: Eukaryota; Metazoa; Echinodermata; Crinoidea; Comatulida; Comatulidae
Product: LIM/homeobox protein Lhx1-like
Exons: 5
Coding region: 563-1915 (450 amino acids)
Biological process (GO): neuron differentiation; regulation of transcription by RNA polymerase II
Cellular component (GO): nucleus
Molecular function (GO): DNA-binding transcription factor activity, RNA polymerase II-specific; RNA polymerase II transcription regulatory region sequence-specific DNA binding
Source: RefSeq, a predicted model, not a curated record